ACAAAAGUAAACAUAACCCUAAAGUGUCACUUCUCCAAAAAUUAGGUUAGUUUUAUUUAACCUCACAAAUAACCAGAACAAAUUCACAAAUAAUGAAAUAAUUUUCCGAAAAUUUUUUAAGAAUAAUGAAUAAGGCACUCUUUCUUGUUAACAGAACUUGUCGUUCCUGGGGUGGUAGAAGAUUUUCAACCUCAGUUAAACCUAGAUCCUCAACUAACAAGAAAGCGAAAUUUUUCAUUUCAACGCCAGUCUAUUAUGUAAAUGCAGAACCUCAUAUUGGUCACUUGUAUAGCUCAAUAAUCGCAGAUACUAUUGCACGAUGGCAUGUUCUGCAAGACAGAAAUACACGAAUCAAAUUUUGUACCGGUACUGAUGAACAUGGAUUAAAAAUACAACAAGCUUCUGCCAAAAAUGAUAUGACUCCAAUAGAAUAUUGCAAUAGAAUUGUUCAGAGUUAUCAAAAUCUUGCACAAUGUUUCAAUAUUACCUACACAAAUUUCAUACGAACAUCACAAGAUAGUCAUUUGAAAACUGUUCAUAAAUUUUGGAAUGUACUUGCUAAAAACGAUCAUAUAUAUUCAGCAAAUUAUGAAGGCUGGUACUGCAUUUCUGAUGAAACUUUCCUGUCAUCGUCUCAACUGAAAGAAGUAGAAGAUGAAAGUGGAAAAAAAAUAUUGAUUUCCGAAGAAAGCGGACAUCCCGUUGAGUGGACAGAAGAAAAGAAUUAUUUAUUCAGAUUGAGUCAGGUCCAGGACGAAUUAGUUUAUUGGUUGAAGGGUAACGAAAAUGCAGUAAAACCGAAAAAAUUCUACAAAAUCUUAUUGGAUCUCGUGACGAGGGAAAAUUUGCCCGAUAUUUCCGUUUCCCGACCAUCUUCACGAGUCAGCUGGGGUGUUCCCGUGCCCUCUGACAAGUCGCAAACGGUUUACGUAUGGCUGGACGCCCUCGUGAAUUAUUUAACAGCUGCUGGAUAUCUUACGGACGACAGCGAAUUCAGGAAAAAAUGGCCACCCGACGUACAAGUAAUCGGAAAGGACAUUCUCAAAUUCCAUGGAAUUUUUUGGCCGGCAUUUCUAAUCGCUGCCAAGCUGGAGCCACCACGUACACUACUCUGCCAUUCCCAUUGGACUGUUGCGCACGAGAAGAUGUCCAAAUCCAAAGGUAAUGUGAUUGACCCAUUCGAACGAGCAGAAAUUUUCACCCCUGAAGGUCUCAGAUAUUUUUUGCUUCGAGGUGGAGUGGCCCACAGCGAUGGAAAUUAUAACGAUUCUAAGGCGAUCCGCGUGUUGAACGCAGAACUGGCCGAUACCCUCGGUAACUUGCUGAAUCGUUGCACUGGCGAAAUUUUGAACCCCAAUCAAGAAUUUCCGACGAUCCAGAGUGAGGUUUUCGAGGAUAUCAUGCAGUUGGAUGUUGCGAAGAAAUUGAAGGAGAACGUGAUGAAUUUGCCUGACAUUUGCGAAACCAACUAUAACGAAUAUAAAAUCUACAAAGUGGUCGAUGCCAUUGUAGCAACAUUACAUUCCGCGAAUUUGUUCUUCGAAACAAUGAAGCCGUGGGAGUUGAGAAAAAUUCCGGAGAAAAAGGAUACUCUAGAUGCUGUUUUGCAUCUCACCAUGGAAACUCUCAGAGUAACUGGUGUUCUACUUCUACCCAUAGUUCCUGGUCUAUCGUCGAACCUUUUGAACAAACUGAAUAUUCCCGAAGAUUCGUGGACCUUUCAGAAUGUUAAGACUUUUUCGUGGGAAUCUAGUCAAUUUAAGAGCUUUAAAUUGUUACCUGAUAAAAUAACGUUGUUCAGGAGAAUUUUGCUGGAGGAUAAACCAAAAAUAAAGAGAUCUGAACGAUAUUACCGAGUUUUAUUAUCCCCUAACGUUUCUUCGCAAAAAAUUAAAAAACAAAAAUGUGUUAAAUUUCAUCGUUUAGAAAUAAGAAAUCAAAUAAUCGUAAGGUAGGUAAUCUUAACAUAA
Messenger RNA from Coccinella septempunctata (seven-spotted ladybird), 1970 nucleotides. RefSeq names its product methionine--tRNA ligase, mitochondrial (gene MetRS-m). NCBI's taxonomy places the organism in Eukaryota, Metazoa, Arthropoda, Insecta, Coleoptera, Coccinellidae. The transcript has 8 exons. Bases 126 to 1955 code for a protein of 609 amino acids. The record is from RefSeq and is a predicted model, not a curated record. Gene Ontology annotation, molecular function: ATP binding; methionine-tRNA ligase activity. Gene Ontology annotation, biological process: methionyl-tRNA aminoacylation.